UGUGUGUGUGUCCAUCCCCAGGCUGUGUGCAGGGUAAGACUGUGGACUUGCUGUGUCCCCUGGGGUUGAGUCCUGGCCGGGGCAAGUUAGCAGUACUGUCUUUCUCUAACACCUCUGUGUUCGACCAAGCUGUCUGACUCACCGACGCCAACCCCCGCUGUAGGCUGCACAUCGUAGGGGGAGUGAAGAAUUGUGGGCUGAACAGAAUCAUGGGCAUUUGGGUUCUGAUGCAGCCAGAAAACAACCGCUCUCGAGUCAUCAAGGACAGCUUCAUCCAUAGGUUCACCCAGCAGAGUCUGGGGGGCUACUUUGGGCUGAAGAGUUAUGCUAAAAACACAGAAGACCAUGAGUUGGAGGGCAAACUCUCCAUGGUCGAGAAAUACAACAGCCGCAUCCCUGAGCUGGUGGAACGCCUCUACGGCUGCACAGAGAGAGAGGCCCAACACGCAGAUUUUAUCCUGGGGACAGUCCAUAAGUCAAAGGGUCUGGAGUUUGACACGGUGGUUAUCACUGAUGAUUUUGCUAAGAUGGAUAGCUGCUUGAACUGUUCUGAGAACACACACACUCAACAUGAACCUCUCCACUGAUGUUGUUAUGGAAAAAAUACCUCUGUGUAAUAGGCAUUUGAACUAGCCAAUUAUGGACCAGAGGGUAACAGUGUGGAACAGAGUUACUCAGCCAAUCUCCUAGAACCUAGAGACACUGACAACGUGGUACCCUUGAUGACGAUUGGCCUAGACCUGCCCCCCAUGAUCUCUGUUAGUCAAAAGGUGUGUUCCUUGCUGAU
Messenger RNA from Salvelinus namaycush (lake trout), 787 nucleotides. RefSeq names its product F-box DNA helicase 1-like. NCBI's taxonomy places the organism in Eukaryota, Metazoa, Chordata, Actinopteri, Salmoniformes, Salmonidae. Gene Ontology annotation, biological process: double-strand break repair via homologous recombination; replication fork processing. Gene Ontology annotation, molecular function: DNA binding; 3'-5' DNA helicase activity; ATP binding. The record is from RefSeq and is a predicted model, not a curated record. The coding region runs from base 210 to 587 and encodes 125 amino acids. Gene Ontology annotation, cellular component: nucleus. The transcript is spliced from 5 exons.